AUGCACCUGAACGAGGCCAUUCUCUGCGCGACCGCACCGUCCGCUUCUGGCUCUGGACCUGGCACGCUCUCUCUCCAUGACAUCCAGACCGGAACCUCCCUCGCCUCGUGGAAGCAGUCUUCAUCAAGCACACAUUGCACAGCAGUCGUGCAGUCGAGGGAUGGGCAAGGCGGCUAUAUGCUCGCUGCUCAGCAGGACAAAUCUAUCAUGAAUGUAUAUAACUUCCAAAAAGACCAGCUUGCUCUGAAGAUUGUGCUGCCCGAAAAGCUCUCGGCGAUAGCGGUCGACCCGAGGGGGAAGUACUGUGCAGGGGCAACUGCCCAAGGCCGGAUAUUUCUCUGGGAGACCGCGUCCGGGAUCAUGUACAAUUCGUGGGACGCUCAUUACCGUCAGAUAAACGUCCUCCGCUUCACCCACGAUGCCGCCGCGCUCAUUGCCGGCAGCGAGGACUCGGGUGUGAGCAUAUGGUCAAUACCGAGGCUUCUGGACGACACCCUCCAGAAUGAGCUCCCGACCCCUUACUGUAACUUGACCGACCACACGCUCCCCGUCACGGACAUCGUCUGCGGGGUCGGCUUCUUCCCCUCCUGCCGCAUCCUCACGGCUUCGAUAGACCAUACGGUCAAGCUCUGGGACUCGGCCUCCAAAUCCCUCCUUACGACGUUCUACUUCCCCCAACCCAUCUCAUGUGUCGCCUGGGACGUCUCCGAACGGCUGUUCUUCGCGGCGUCCGCGGACGGGUCCGUACAUCAAGUCAACCUCUUCCGUCAGCGGGAAGACAGGUUCAGCCGCGCGGCCAUGGAGGCCGUCGGCGGCGCGGGCGUGGGCGAUGUCAUCCGGAUCAACGACACCGACCCCGCUGCGGCGCGCAAACGCCUCAUUUCCGUAGGGGAAGCGGUCACGACGCUCGCGAUCUCCCUCACCUCGUCCAUGCUCCUCGCGGGCACCGCGACGGGCCUCGUUCAUAUCUACGACAUUGCGUCGCACCAGCUGCUCCGCACGCUCUCGUCGCACAAGGGUAUGCAGAUCACGUAUCUGGCGACGAUGCUGCGCCCGCCGGACCUCAUUGGCCAUGUUAGCCUCUCGCUCACGGCUAGUGGGGCGGGCGACGCGAAGGAGAGCAUCCCGGCGCGCCCUGUGGCGCCGUUCCAGCGCAUUCGUGAUGCGAAGACGCGGGAGGCGCAUGAAGUGUCGUUGUUCCUGCCGCAAGUUCAGGCAACGACGAGUGCAUCUUUUGGAUACUCAAGACAGGAACUCAUCAAAGACCACGCAUACUUCGUCAAACCUUCUGCGGUAGGCCCGGAAGCUACAGGCGUGUCAUUACAGACGCGGGUGACAGAGCUUGAGGGCGAAGUUGCUCGUCUGAAAGAGCAGCUGGGCAAGGCAAGGGGUAUAAACGACGUGAUGUGGGAAACCGUCGUCCAGCGGCUUGUUGCAGAGGGCAAGGAGAAAAAGCCGGAAAGCGGCGUGUCGAUAGACGAGGAUGGAGCAGAGCAGAGCGAGGGUGGACGGAGACGAAAGCGCAAUCGCACAUGA
Dichomitus squalens LYAD-421 SS1 is the source of this 1536-nucleotide messenger RNA. RefSeq names its product WD40 repeat-like protein. The record is from RefSeq and is a predicted model, not a curated record. NCBI's taxonomy places the organism in Eukaryota, Fungi, Basidiomycota, Agaricomycetes, Polyporales, Polyporaceae. Bases 1 to 1536 code for a protein of 511 amino acids. Gene Ontology annotation, cellular component: nuclear pre-replicative complex. Gene Ontology annotation, biological process: rRNA processing; DNA-templated DNA replication. Gene Ontology annotation, molecular function: protein binding. The transcript has 7 exons.